Messenger RNA from Impatiens glandulifera, 1763 nucleotides. RefSeq names its product DUF21 domain-containing protein At1g47330. Gene Ontology annotation, cellular component: intracellular membrane-bounded organelle. Bases 158 to 1519 code for a protein of 453 amino acids. The record is from RefSeq and is a predicted model, not a curated record. Gene Ontology annotation, biological process: magnesium ion homeostasis. The transcript has 7 exons. Lineage: Eukaryota; Viridiplantae; Streptophyta; Magnoliopsida; Ericales; Balsaminaceae.
GCGGAACGAUAAUAAGCAGAGCAAAAAUACUCUCUAACUGAGAUUGAUCGACACUUUCCUCUUCCAUUCGUCUUCCUCAUCUAUCACUUACCAAUCUGACUUUUUUACUAUUACCCAUUUCACUUCAUACCCACCAAUCCAUCCCUCUUCUUCCACGAUGGGGUCCGACUUGCCGUGCUGCAGCGGGACGUUCUUUUUGUACGUAGCCAUAAUCAUAGGGCUAGUCAUCUUCGCCGGUUUAAUGGCAGGUUUAACCCUUGGUCUCAUGUCUCUGGGUCUUGUCGACCUUGAGGUUCUAAUCAAGUCCGGCCGCCCCCAGGAUCGCAUCCAUGCCUCAAAAAUAUUCACUGUUGUAAAAAACCAGCACCUUCUUCUAUGUACUCUAUUGAUUGGAAACUCUUUAGCUAUGGAGUCACUUCCCAUCUUCUUAGAUAAGCUUGCACCUCCAGGGGUAGCAAUUCUGAUAUCUGUUACUCUUAUCCUCUUAUUUGGAGAAAUAUUGCCUCAAGCCAUCUGUACUCGUUAUGGUUUAACAGUUGGAGCUAUGGCUACUCCAUUCGUUCGGGUUCUUCUUUUUCUUUUCUUUCCUGUUGCUUACCCAAUCAGUAAAGUUCUAGAUUGGAUGUUAGGUAAAGGACAUGCUGUUCUUCUACGUAGAGCUGAGCUUAAAACCCUAGUUGAUUUUCAUGGUAAUGAAGCUGGUAAAGGAGGAGAUUUAACACAUGAUGAAACAACUAUAAUUGGUGGAGCACUUGAAAUGACUGAAAAGACUGCUAAAGAUGCUAUGACUCCUAUUUCCAAUGCAUUCUCUCUUGAUUUGGAUGCAAUUCUUAAUUUGGAAACUUUGAAUGCAAUUAUGACAAAGGGUCAUAGUAGAGUUCCUGUUUAUUCUUCAACUCCCAGUAAUAUCAUUGGUCUUGUCCUGGUUAAGAAUCUUCUAGGAGUUGAUCCAGAUGAUGCAGUUCCUCUAAGGAAGAUGCUAAUAAGAAAAAUUCCUAGGGUUUCAGAAGACAUGCCUCUUUAUGAUAUUCUAAAUGAAUUUCAAAAGGGUCAUAGCCACAUUGCGGUUGUAUACAAGGAUCUGAAGAAUGAUUCCAAUAAACUUCGAAAAGUUAAUGAAGACGUUUAUAUGGAUGCUGUGAAAUCCGAGGGACAAGAUUCUUUGGAUGCGGGUGCAGUUAAAAACGAGGUUGAACACCAACAAUUGAGAAGGAAAAGUCCACCGCCUCCUCCUGCUUUCAAGAAACGACAUAGAGGUUGUUCAUUCUGCAUCUUGGAUUUGGAGAAUAACCCAAUUCCGGUUAUCCCAUCAUGCCAAGAUGUGGUUGGUGUAAUUUCCAUGGAAGAUGUUAUCGAGGAGCUUCUUCAGGAGGAGAUAUUGGACGAGACAGAUGAAUACGUAAAUAUUCAUAACAGGAUAAAGAUCAACAUGCAUGCUUUCAACGAAUCUCAGAGUGCUUCGACAACUGCUGCUACGGCUGGUUCUGAUUCGACUGACUCAACUUUGUUAGUCCAAUAAUAGUUUAAGAGAAGUAAUAUAAGGCUGCUCAUAUGAAGGUUUUCUAUAAGUUAUUGUCAUAAUUUAAAACUUUAUUAAGAUUAAAUUAAUGCUGAAUUAAUCCAAGUUAGAAGUAGUAAUAGUAGUAUUAGAUCUCUAUGUGCAAAGUUGAGAUUAAAAAAAACUUUAUUGUUAUUGUUAAUUGUAUUGAUAGUCCAAUCUGAUUAUAUUUAGAGGCUGCAAUGAAUUAGUUGCAUUUAUAUAA